Messenger RNA from Penaeus indicus, 2945 nucleotides. Its product is annotated as sperm acrosomal protein FSA-ACR.1-like. The coding region runs from base 57 to 1085 and encodes 342 amino acids. The record is from RefSeq and is a predicted model, not a curated record. The transcript is spliced from 5 exons. Gene Ontology annotation, cellular component: extracellular region. Lineage: Eukaryota; Metazoa; Arthropoda; Malacostraca; Decapoda; Penaeidae. Gene Ontology annotation, molecular function: chitin binding.
UCGAUCCUUGGAACAGUGGAAGAGAGUCCCAGGUCGCCUACGUUCCCAGAGUCAAGAUGAAGGCCGUUGCUGUGAUAUGUCUGUUCCUGCUGGCUGCUCAGGCCUCUGCCAACCUCCUCGACGGGCUGGAACACCACGGCCACCAUGGACACGGAGAACACGGAGAGCACGGAGAACACGGGGACCACGCGCAUGGAGAACACGCUCAUGGUGAACACGGCGAGCAUGCUCAUGGAGAACAUGGGGAUCAUGCUCAUGGUGACCACGCCCACGGCGAACAUGGCGAUCAUGCACAUGGAGAACAUGGAGAACAUGGAGAACACGCCCACGGUGACCACGGCGCCGGAGAAGCCCACGGAGAGCACGCCCAUGACGAGGCUCAUGACCACAGCCACGACGACGUCCAGGUGAACCAGGACCCCUUCGCCAGCGCCCUCGCCAGCGAGCUCGGCGGCGGCUUCCUCUCCUUCCCGACCGACGAGCCUGUUGAAUUCUCCACCGCGCCCGCGCCCGCCACCGCCGCCCCCGCCUUCAGCGCCUUUGAACCCGCCGCGCCGUCCUUCGAGCAGGUGCCCCCCGCCCUUGAACCCGCCGCGCCGUCCUUCGAGCAGGUCGCCCCCGCCCUUGAGCCUGCCGCGCCGUCCUUCGAGCAGUCCGCAGCCGCCGAGACGCCCGCGACGGCGACCUUCGCGCCGGCCGCCGCCAACAGCCUCCAGUUCGCUGAAGAACCGAAGAGCAACGACAUCGAGGCGGCGGCGUCGUCCUCGUCAGGAGAGGCCAAGCAGCUGGACAGCGGCAGCGCCCCCUCGGCCCGCUCCUCCGACUACCCCGAGUACGCCGUCGUGCCCCGGACGUCGUUCAGCUGCGCCGCGCAGGAGACCGGCGGCUACUUCGCGGACCCCGAGGCGGAGUGCCAGGUGUUCCACAUCUGCCUGAACGGCCAGAACAUGGGAUCCUUCCUGUGUCCGAACGGCACGCUCUUCCACCAGCAGUACUUCGUGUGCGACUGGUGGUACAACGUGGACUGCGCCGCCGCCACGCAGAGCUACGGCCUCAACGCCCAGAUCGGAGUCGUGCCGGAGUAGAUUUUUCUCUCUCCUUGCCUUCCGUGGGUCGUAGUCGUCGCCCGCGGAUGCCUAGAUUCUCAAUUCUUUCCCUUGGAGUGUUAGGAAGGUGAUUUUUUUCGCAUUCGGAAAGGGAGUAAAAUAUAUUUGUGAUUCUGUGGGAGUUUAGGCUCGAAAAAAAAGUAUUCGAGAAAGCAAGUCAUAUGUUAGGGUAUGUUUUUUUUUGGUCUAAUUAUCUCAUUUGCUUUCUUUUUUUCUUCGGAAAGAAAAUAAUGCAAUAGUGUUCUUGCGCAUAGUGAUAUCGUAUCAAUAGAUUGCCUGGCGGCUCCCCUCCCCCUCCCCCCACACCCUUCUACUACAUUUCAAAUCCGUAGUGUAGAAUCAGCGAACUCGUCCCUCGAAAACAAAAAACAAAUAAAACAAUUAAUAAUACAAUCCCUCACAAAAAAAUAACAAAAACAAAAACGAAACACAUAUGGUGGAGCUUUUUCUAUAUAUAUUUUUUUUCAUAUUUUUUCAGUUCUUUGCCGUAAUUUAUGAUCAUUGCUUCGCUAAGUGUGGACAUUGUAUUUAUAAGCAAGCUUUAGGAAGUGAGGUUAAUGAACGAGUGUUCGAAUGUAUGUGUUCAUUAACUUUUUAUAUUUUCUAUUCGUGUAUUCAUGCGUAAGUUUGUGGCAUUGUAUGUGCAUAUGAAAAUCGAUACAGAUAUGUGUGUGUAUGUCUGUGUGUAAUAGUAUAAAGUGUAAAGAAUAUGUAAAGUUCAUCUUGACAGAAAAAAAGAGUAUGAAUGUGUUCGAUUCGGUGCAUUCGAGUCUUGCAGUGUGGCAAUCAUGUUCUCUCUGUGCCAUAGAUCAGACGGAAGCCAGAGUGAUGUUGUGAAUAAAUAAAAAGCAUAAACAAUUCUAAAAGUAUCAUCAAAAAGAUAAGCUCAUUCAUAAAAUCACAUUUGAAAUAGUUAAUAACAUUUUCAGUAAUACACUUAACAAUGGCACAUUCAAGUACAAAUAAUGUCGAGUACAUAAAACGAACACACAUUCACAUACACACAUUAACAGACAUCAUGUCAUUAUUUUGUAUUUCUCAUUCAUCAUCACUUUUAUUCUGUGUUCUCUCUCAUCUACUCUGUUCAUUUGCUUAUUUUCUCUCUCCUUUUUCUUUUAUCUUGUGGUCUAAUUUCUUCCCUUUUCCUCUGUUUUUUUCUCUUUUCUUUAUAUUUCUUCGGUUUCUGUUAAUUAAGAGUUUAUCUUUAUUUGUUCCUAUUCCACAUCCUCCUCCUCCCCCUCUUCCUCCUCCUCCUACUCCCCCUCCUCCUACUCCUCCUUCUCCUCCUCCUCCUUCUCUUCCUCCUCCUCCUCCUACUCCCCCUCCUCCUACUCCUCCGUCUUUUCCUCCUCCGCCUAUUCCUCCUCCUCCUCCUCCUCCUUCUUCUUCAUUUUUUUCUCUUCACCUUCCUCCUCCUCCUCUUCCUUUUUCUUCUUCUUCUUCUUUUUCUUCUUCUUCUUCUUCUUUUUCUUCUCAUCUCCUCCUCUUCAUCUUUCAUCUCUUCGCCAUUUCUUCUAUGUCAUCCUUAUUAUCCUUUUUCUUUUUCGUCUUCAUUUUCUCCUCCUCCUCCUCCUCCUUCUCCUUCCUCUUCCUCUUCUCAUUUAUCUUCACAUUCCUCUCUACUCAAACCCACCAUGUAUUUCCUUUAUUCCCAACACUUGACCAUUUCCCUGUUUCCCUAAAUUCCCUUCUCUCUAUCUCCUACCUUCGUCAUUUCCUUUUCCUUCUUUCCUCUCUCUCUUUGUCCUCAUCCUCUGGCUUUUUUUUCAAUUCCCUUCGUCUGGUCUGUAUGAGUCGUUGUGUAUAUAUUUUAUUCUGGUAAUAAAAUAUAACUUUGUA